Messenger RNA from Alternaria alternata, 1035 nucleotides. RefSeq lists its product as hypothetical. The record is from RefSeq and is a predicted model, not a curated record. Bases 336 to 911 code for a protein of 191 amino acids. Gene Ontology annotation, molecular function: hydrolase activity, hydrolyzing N-glycosyl compounds. Gene Ontology annotation, biological process: cytokinin biosynthetic process. The transcript has 2 exons. Gene Ontology annotation, cellular component: cytosol. Lineage: Eukaryota; Fungi; Ascomycota; Dothideomycetes; Pleosporales; Pleosporaceae.
GUUUCACUAGUAGACCACCCUUGUUGUCCUUCAGCUUAUGGAGAGAAAUCGCUACGAUGAUCUACUUAGUAAAACAUGUAUAAAUAAUACAAGACAAACUCCAAAAGACGGUAUCAUCACUCGACUAUCUUACGGCUCGACCAUCCUAUCUCUUGUUCUGCUCAGGACCACCUCGGUACUCAAACAAGAAUCAGUAAACCAUGGGGGUGGCGCAAGUACACACAGAACCACCAAGCGACACGGGUUCAAAACCAUUCACACUGUGUGUGUUUUGUGGAUCGAGUGAAGGAAACGACCCCAGGUUUCGCGAUGCUGCCAGAGCGCUAGCGAACAUGAUGGCGAAGAGAUCAUGGUCACUAGUGUACGGGGGCGGGACCAUGGGGCUGAUGGGAGUGCUUGCUAGAGAGGUAGUGGCCUUGCAGGGGCCUGACGCGGUGCACGGCAUUAUCCCACGGGCGCUUCUACAAGGUGGAUCGGAGCCGGCGUUUGAUCAAUUCGGGCGCACAACGGUGGUGGCUAGCAUGCACGAGCGGAAGCGGAUGAUGGCAGAAGAGGCAGAUGCCUUCGUGGCAUUACCUGGUGGUUUCGGAAUGCUUGAGGAGUUACUCGAGAUGACAACAUGGAGUCAGCUGGGUAUUCAUGCGAAACCGGUAGUUGUAUUCAACUUGUCCGGCUUUUUCGACGGUGUGUUCGAGUGGAUGCAGACUGCAAUCAGAUUCGGCUUCAUCCUGGACGCCCAACUGGGGUUGAUUGGACAGACACGCACAGUCGAGGAGUUGGCGACGAUUGUUACCACCAGAGAGAUCGCUCCGGGACGAUACACGUUCCUGGACUGGUCGUCGGACCGUCGUCACAGCAAUGGCCGGGUGAAAGGGACCAUUAUAGAUCCUGAGACUGUACACAAUGCUUAGCGUUGCUAUUGCAGUAUUUAGAGGUCAAAUGACAACCAAAAUUUCCGGAUACCCGAGCGUGCAACACGACUCGCUUUGAUGAUUUCUAUGCCGAGGGAAAAGGUGGGCUGUACUUGGUUGCAAG